Laccaria bicolor S238N-H82 is the source of this 1907-nucleotide messenger RNA. RefSeq names its product tyrosinase (gene R1). The transcript has 7 exons. The coding region runs from base 1 to 1761 and encodes 586 amino acids. Gene Ontology annotation, molecular function: tyrosinase activity. Lineage: Eukaryota; Fungi; Basidiomycota; Agaricomycetes; Agaricales; Hydnangiaceae. The record is from RefSeq and is a predicted model, not a curated record.
AUGUCUCGCUUCGUCAUUUCUGGUCCUGGUGGAGGUGCUCCAAACCGCCUCGAAAUCAGAACGUUCGUCCAGCAUGACAAGUAUUUCUCGCUCUACAUCCAAGCUCUCCAGCUUAUGUAUACGAAAGAGUCGCAGGCCGCUCUCCAAUCUUUCUUCCAAGUCGGGGGCAUUCACGGCUUGCCGUAUAUCCCUUGGGAUGGCGUGACUGGUAUCCCGAACCCUACUUGGGGUGGAUACUGUACUCACGGUUCGGUUCUCUUCCCCACUUGGCAUCGCCCUUAUGUUUCCGCGUUUGAGCAAAUUUUGUGGACCCGCGCACAAGAGGUUGCCGCAACUUACACAGUCGAUCAGGCGGCCUGGAAGGCAGCUGCGACUACGCUUCGUCAACCUUACUGGGAUUGGGCAGUCAACUCCGUACCACCUGAUGAAGUGAUCGCCAAACAGACGGUGUCCAUCACUGGUCAUGACGGAAAGAAAAAAGACGUUGCUAACCCUCUUUAUCACUAUACAUUCCACCCAAUCGAUCCUUCUUUCCCCACACCUUACAGUGGCUGGAAAACGACUCUCAGGCAGCCCACGAGCUUGCAGCCCGAUGCCACCGAUAACAUUGCAAGGCUGAGAUUGGUCUUGAAGAAUGCACAGUCCAAUAUUCGCUCAAACACUUACAAUCUGCUGACCAGAGUCACCACUUGGCCCGCCUUCAGUAACCAUACGGUUGGCGAUGGCGGAAGCACCAGUAACAGUCUCGAAGCCAUUCACGAUGGCAUUCACGUCUACGUCGGAGGUAACGGACAAAUGGGCGAUCCAGCCGUCGCAGGCUUCGAUCCCAUCUUUUUCUUGCAUCACUGCAACGUUGACAGGCUGCUCUCUCUUUGGAGCGCACUCCAUCACGGUGUUUGGGUCACACCAGGUCCUUCCCAACGUGGGACCCUCACCAUUCCCGCGAACUCUACCGUUGACACGAACACGAACCUGACGCCUUUCUACCAUACCCAAACCGCGUUCUGGGCCUCUGCUGGCGUUCCCGACACUACGAAACUCGGCUACACGUACCCUGAGUUCAACGGCCUCGAUACAUCUAACCCUGCAGCCGUUCAGAAAGCCAUCGCCGCUAUCGUCAACAAGCUUUACGGGAGCGCAGUGUUCGGCGUUCAAUCCGCACUUGUUCAGGAGCCCGCCGCAGCUGCUCAGCAACCCGUCGCAGCCGCUGCACCCUCCGCACCCUCUGCAGACGAUCAUCACCCAACUAUUCAGCACGCGGGCCACGGCUACCCUCGGGAUUGGACUGCGCGCGUCGAGUUCAAGAAAUUUGAGACUGGCCAGAGCUUCUCCGUCCUGCUUUUCCUGGGUUCGGUUCCCGAAAAACCCGAAGAAUACAUCACCAGCCCCCACUUUGUCGGCGCUCACCAUGCGUUCGUCAAUAGUGCCGCAAGUCACUGCCAGAACUGCCAAAAUCAAGCGGAAUUGGUCGAGGAGGGUUUCGUUCAUCUCAGUCGCGGAAUUUUGCAAUACGGAAAAUUGGAGUCUUUGGACGCGGAGGUUGUUGAGCCUUACCUGACCAAGGAUUUGCACUGGAGGGCUGUUAAGGCCGACGGUAUUACCCCUGUUGAAAUCCCCUCUUUGGAGGUCAGCAUCUUCUCGACCCCAUUGACUUACCCACGUGGUUCAGCCUUCCCCAUCGCUGGGAACACUAAUCGCCACAGCGGGAUCACUCAUGGUCGUCGUGGAGGGAGUCGCGAAUUGCACCCUGGCAAUCAUUAAACGGUGUUUGAAUGAAAGUGUUGGGCGGACGUCAAAGAAGUGAUCCUAAGAAAUCUGUACUUGUAUUCGAUGAUAUUCAUUACGCCGCAGCUUCGUCAAAGUAGUUUGUAUUGCAGAGAAUUUGAAACACGAACAAUUGUCUUUUC